Rubroshorea leprosula is the source of this 544-nucleotide messenger RNA. The record is from the annotation of a GenBank genome assembly. Lineage: Eukaryota; Viridiplantae; Streptophyta; Magnoliopsida; Malvales; Dipterocarpaceae.
AAGGGAAAAAAUAACUAGUUCAAUUUGAUCUCUCACCAUGAAGUUACUUUUGGGUACUCCCUUUGUGCAAACCCUGUAACAAGUCAUGAUUUUUCAAAAUCCAAAGGAAAAACCUGACAUUUGGCGUAGAAAUUUGCUUAUACUCAUCAGGAGGAAGAAGGUAUUUACUGUAUGUAUUCAACAUUGAUUUUUCUUGUCUGAUUUUGAGCAACCGCUGCGAAUGAUUCUCGCGACAGAACAAUGGUAGAGGGGCAUGGUGUUGUGGGGCAAAAAUCCACCACCUUCACUUCGAUAGUUUUGUGUCUGCAAGGUUUAUUUGGUCCACUUAGGCAUCUGACUCUAUAUCUCCGUCCACAAGCAGCUCCAUUGUCCCACAAUCCGUCACUCACAGCAGCAAACAGAUUCCCAGGUGGGAACUGAUCUUCUCUGAAUCCACCACAUUUAGUAGCUGCAGAGCUUGAAAGGAAUUUUUAUCUUACCCGUAGGUUUUGAACUGUUCUUCAAAGCAGGGGAGGAGCCAAAAAAAUCAACUGAGGGGUGCUAA